Molecule: messenger RNA, 1080 nt
Organism: Ipomoea nil (Japanese morning glory)
Lineage: Eukaryota; Viridiplantae; Streptophyta; Magnoliopsida; Solanales; Convolvulaceae
Product: protein MKS1-like
Exons: 2
Coding region: 107-781 (224 amino acids)
Cellular component (GO): nucleus
Source: RefSeq, a predicted model, not a curated record
UUAUUUUUUCCUUUGUAUUAUAAAAACAGUAAUGCCACCUUCGCCAUCAUCUCCAAUCUCUCUUCCCAAUCAUUACUGACCGUUGGAUUAACAUUAUAUUUCACCAAUGAACAUCGUACCCGUCGCCGGAAAGUCUCCACGGCGGGAGCUCCAAGGCCCCCGUCCUACGCCUCUCAAAGUCCGCAAAGACUCCCAAAAGAUACGGAAGCCGCCGGUGGCGGCGCCGCCUCAGCAACCGCCGGCGACGGCCCCGCCUCGCCCUCCGUUGAUCAUCUACACCGUGUCACCCAAGGUUAUCCAUGCAAACCCUAAUGAGUUCAUGACGUUGGUCCAGCGGCUCACCGGCCCGGACUCCUCUUCCAUGGCCGUGCAGCCAUCGACGUUUGACGCCUUCCACGGCGGUUUUGACGACGGCGCCGUGUCUCCGGCGGCCCGGUUCGCUUCGGUAGAAAAAACCCGGUCCACGCAGGUGAGAAAACCGGACUUGGGAAUGGUUCAAGGGAUAGAGCUAAGCUCUGAUACCGAAAGAAGCGGGGUUUUGUCACCUAAUCCGGCUUCUCUCCCGCCGAUACCGGCGAGUAUAUUUUCGUCGCCGUCCGGUCAAAACCCGGUAGGCUAUUUCCCAGAUUUAAGCCCGGUUUUCCAUAGUAAUAAAAUCUACGACGGCUUAGAAACAAGUUUCAUGUUACCUAGUCCUUCAGCAACUUUCAUUUCUCCAAGAAUUAUUAUUUCUCCAGGUACACCCUCUCUUGACCUUUUCAACAAUCUCUUUGACCUUUAACACCAUAGCAAUGGUGAGGAUAAUGGAUGAAGAAGAUCGAAGAGUAUUCAAAGGGAAUUUCAGGGAUUUUGUUCUUGAAGCUAAGAAGCCGUACUGGAGCAAGAGCCUCCCUUUUUCCAUUCUUAAUUGAAAAGAUAAUGUUAGGACAAUGAAAUAUUUCUUUCUAUGUUUUGUUGUAAUUUCAUCCUAGUUUUAGAUGCCAUCAUUUUUGUUUUUUGUUUUUGUUUUUGUCAUAUAAUUCUUGAUUGUAGUUUGCAGCAUAUAUAACAAUGCUAAUUGAUUUAAUUAAUUUCUUCCAA